UGCGGUUUCCUGUGACGGAAUGAGUGACGCGUUUCCGCCCGUCUCAGUUGGUUGCUGGCUCCGCCGGAGCGCUCCUUUAGGCAGGCAGCCUAGAUUUGCUGUUUCUUUUCGAUAAACUCCUGUGAUAUACUUUUUCGUCACUGUUGUCGUGGUAUGACGUGCAGACAUUAACCCUAACCUACUGUUGUAAGCGGCGGCUGUGACGACGGACUGGUGAUUAUGGUGUAGAGACGGAGCCGCAUUUCCCAGAAACUGCAGGUGAGCGUGUGGGGAAGCCAUGUUGACGCUGUCGAGCAAACUGAAGCGAGAUGACGGCGUGAAAUCGGGUCGGACUUCCGGCGGGCCCCCCGACACCUCGCACAGGGUGUCCAUCCGGGACCGGCUGCUCAUCAAAGAAGUUGCAGAACUUGAAGCUAACCUUCCCAGUACCUGUAAAGUUGCCUUCCCUGACGUGAACAAGCUACACCACUUCCAACUGGACAUCUCCCCAGAUGAAGGCUACUACCAGAGCGGAAAGUUCCGGUUCGAAAUAGAUGUCCCUGAAGCCUACAAUAUGGUGCCCCCCAAAGUUAAAUGCCUCACCAGGAUAUGGCACCCCAACAUCACAGAGACCGGCGAAAUCUGCCUGAGCUUACUGAGGGAGCAUUCAAUCGACGGCACGGGUUGGGCCCCGACCCGAACUCUGAAGGACGUGGUCUGGGGAUUGAAUUCCUUAUUUACUGACCUGCUGAAUUUCGACGACCCACUGAACAUUGAUGCGGCAGAGCACCACCUGCGCGAUAAGGAGGAUUUCCGCAGAAAAGUUCAGGAUUUCAUCAAGAGCUACGCCAGAUGACUGCAACAGCUGUGCCACUGCGAGGUGGACGCCUCCCACUGCAUGGCACUGCACGUCUACCGAAGACCCAGACUCGCUCAUAAAGGAACGGAAAAAAAGAAAAAACUAACUAAAAAUGUAAAGUGCAGCACCUGAGGAAGAGGGUACUUUAUCACUCCAGAGUGGACACAGCGGCAAGGGGCACGGAGCCGGCCCUUGUGUGUAUGUGCGUGCGUGUGUUUACGCACAUGAAUGUGUGUAUGUAUGUUACGGUGUGCGUGUGCGCGUGCGUGUAACACGAGUGUGUCAGACUGAGCCACUGCAUGCUAUUCACGCUUUGCCCUUUGACCUCUUGGGCAGCCGUGUCCUCAGCCUGCCAGGCUCCAUGAGCUGUUGUUUAAAGGUGCAGCGUCCUUGCUUUGGUCACACCCCCCCCCCCCUACCCCAACACAGUUCACUUUGCCUUCCUAAACCCCGAAGGACCGGCGAGGCCCCCUAUCUUUAUUUAAAUCCUCCAGUCCUUUCUCAGUUGUUUUUUUUUCCCCUCAGAAUUGUGUUCAUUUUUUUAAGUAUAUUAAAGAUGGAAUAUAAUACCAA
Messenger RNA from Paramormyrops kingsleyae, 1411 nucleotides. RefSeq names its product ubiquitin-conjugating enzyme E2F (putative) (gene ube2f). NCBI's taxonomy places the organism in Eukaryota, Metazoa, Chordata, Actinopteri, Osteoglossiformes, Mormyridae. The record is from RefSeq and is a predicted model, not a curated record.